Protopterus annectens (West African lungfish) is the source of this 951-nucleotide messenger RNA. Its product is annotated as olfactory receptor class A-like protein 1. Gene Ontology annotation, molecular function: pheromone receptor activity. The transcript has a single exon. Lineage: Eukaryota; Metazoa; Chordata; Ceratodontiformes; Protopteridae. Gene Ontology annotation, cellular component: membrane. Gene Ontology annotation, biological process: G protein-coupled receptor signaling pathway. Bases 1 to 951 code for a protein of 316 amino acids. The record is from RefSeq and is a predicted model, not a curated record.
AUGGAGCUGAAUGACAUUGUAAAAGGAACAUUUUUCCUUGUGAUAGUAAUAGUUGGAAUACCUGGAAACCUGACAAUUAUGGGAUCUUUGUCUUGGAUUGCAUUAACCACAUUUAAAUUGCUACCAGUUGAAAUAAUCAUAUGGCACUUAGCAGUUGCAAAUGCUAUAUUAGCUUUUACCAGGGGACUACCUGCUGCAUUGUUUAUUCUGUUUCGCUUUAAAGUAAACAGCGAUGCUGGAUGUAUUAUUCUCCUAUAUCUAGCUAGAAUAUCCCGAGGACUGGCUAUUUGUUUCACAUGUGUGCUUAGUUGUGUCCAGUGCAUAACUAUUAUUCCAUCUACUUCCAAAUGGGUUUAUUUGAAAGUUCUUGUAUCAAGGCAUGUUUCCUCAGUAGCACUCUCUGUUUGGCCAUUGUAUAUGAUGAUGGAAAUUGCCCCCAUUUUUGUGGCACGUGCUGUCAGAAACUUCACUAAUUCAGAAUUUACUUUUAAUUCUGGGUAUUGCUUAUCCACAUUCCCCACUGCUCUUAUGUACCACUUAAAUGGGUUUGGACUUUUUAGCCGUGAUCUCAUUGUGGUAGCCGUUAUGACUCUUGCUAGUGUAUACAUAUUAUUUAUUUUGUUUAAACAUAGAAAACAAGUAAACAACAUGAGGACUUGUACCUCAAGCCAGAAUAUUGCAGCAGAGAUCCGUGCAGCUAAAACUGUAGUCUCAUUAGUUACAAUGUAUGUUCUUUUCUUUGGAGUUGAAAACACCAUUUGGCUUUACCAGAUUGCUGGAUCAACAGUUGUUCAUAGCAUUGUUACUGAUGUUCGCCAUUUCUUUUCUGUAUGCUAUACACUCUUUUUCCCUGUUGCAAUCACCACAUCUAAUAAGAAAAUACAAAAUAUCUUGAAAUGUUUCUAUGAGCAUGACAAUGGCAAGAAGAGACAUGCAUGCAUGCUUCACUGA